Messenger RNA from Silurus meridionalis, 1209 nucleotides. RefSeq names its product smoothelin a (gene smtna). Gene Ontology annotation, cellular component: microtubule organizing center; filamentous actin. The transcript has 9 exons. The coding region runs from base 187 to 942 and encodes 251 amino acids. Gene Ontology annotation, biological process: actin cytoskeleton organization. Lineage: Eukaryota; Metazoa; Chordata; Actinopteri; Siluriformes; Siluridae. Gene Ontology annotation, molecular function: protein binding. The record is from RefSeq and is a predicted model, not a curated record.
GGAGAGCCCAGAAGAACUCAAACAGUCCGAGUGAGUUCAGUGUAGCUGAUCUAAGGGGGGGAGUGUGUACACAGUGGCUUCCACAGCUCCAUUCUGCAGACCACUUGAACAUCUCCAAAAGCCUCCUCCUGCUUUCUUAAAGACGUGAGAGCACCAGAAAAAGCGAGAGAUACAGAUAAUAAAACAAUGGCUGUGGUCAGUGCAGGUCCACUAACAGAGGAACAGCUUGCAGCCAUUGAGGAUGAGCAAGUGCUGAAUGACAUGCUGGAUAAGGCUACAGAUUUUGAGGAGAGAAAAAUGAUUCGUGCUGCCAUGAGGGAACUGCUGAAGAAAAAGCGGGAGCAGAGGGACCGAGAGCGUGCGGCCCGGCAGGAGAACCUGCGCCAGCAGGGGGUGUGUGUCGGAUCAAAACCGGCCAACGGUCCAAACAAUUUUCAACAACACACACACAAAUCAGCUCAUGUGAAGUCUCCAAGUCCAGCACCUGCAGCCUCACUCUCUAAAACAUCAGGAGGUGUGGCUCGUCCUCCAGCUGCUGCAGUUCAAGUACCCCGAAGCUCAGCGCUCGGCGGCCCAAACACCAAAGACGUGAAACAGAUGCUGCUGGACUGGUGCAGAGCCAAGACUGAACCAUAUGAGGGUGUGAAUAUACAGAACUUCUCAUCGAGUUGGGCUGACGGUCUUGCCUUCUGCGCCCUGGUGCACCGAUUUUUCCCUGAAGGGUUCGAGUACUGCACUCUGGACCCAUACGAUCGCAAAGCCAACUUUGAGAAAGCCUUCCGAACCGCAGAAGACAUUGGGGGCUGUCCUCGUCUGCUAGAUGUCGACGACUUGCUGCGUAUGCGGGAGCCGGACUGGAAGUGUGUGUACACCUACGUCCAGGAGUUUUAUCGCUGUUUAGUUGAGAAAGGACUCGUCAAAACCAAGAAGAAAACCCCUUAACCACACACACACACACAUGCUCAUAUACAUUCACACACAGUGCCAAAGGUGAGUCAGACACAAAAAAUGUAAACUGUCACACACUCUUGAUUCCUUACAGUCUUACAGCUAAUUUAUUGCUGUAGAGUAAUAUAUACAUAGAAUUGUGACAUAUUUUCCUGACGACAACAUAAAUCUUUUUUUUUUGUCUUGUACAACUUCAAAAAAAACCUUUUUUAAAUAUAAAAUAUCCAAAAGCUAAUAAAUACAUCUGAAAUACUCUGGUGA